Molecule: messenger RNA, 3424 nt
Organism: Elaeis guineensis (African oil palm)
Lineage: Eukaryota; Viridiplantae; Streptophyta; Magnoliopsida; Arecales; Arecaceae
Product: probable methyltransferase PMT19
Cellular component (GO): trans-Golgi network; cytoplasm; endosome
Molecular function (GO): methyltransferase activity
Source: RefSeq, a predicted model, not a curated record
GACUCGUUGGAAAACCAGUAAACAACCCCUCCCAUUCUCUCUCUACUCCCUGCCCUUCAUCAUUCCACCCAACCAACCCACUAAAAAACUGUUAAAAAAGAAUCUAGUCAAGGGAGAAAAAAUCCGAGAGAGAGAGAGAGAUCAAAUGCCUAACAUAAACCCUUCCAAACCCAAACAUAAACUCCAGAAUCCUCCGACAAACCAAGGAAAAAAAAGCAAGAGACGAGGAAACUAAAGAUAGAAGGGGAUCCCAAAUCAGGCACCAAAAUGGCCGGCCUCCACCUCUCCUCCAUCCUUCCAAACCCCAACCGUCGGACUCUGGCCUUCAUUUUUUUGACCGCCCUCCUCUGCCUCCUCUCCUACCUCCUCGGCAUCUACCAAAACUCCCGCUCUUCCCUCCCUUCCCCUCUCCCCGCCCACCGCGCCGCCGCCGACUGCCUCCUGCGCCCACUCCCCCGCCCCCCUUCCUCUGCCGGCGCCGACCUCGACUUCCUUCCCCACCACUACGCCGCCACCGCCCUCCCCCCGCUCCCCGAUGGCGACCUCCCUCCGAUCCCCUUCUGCGCCCACAACUUCACCGACUACUGUCCCUGCCAAGACCCCACCCGCGAGCGCCGCUUCCCCAUGCACAACCUCGAGCACCGCGAGCGCCAUUGCCCCGCACCCGACGAGCGAGUCCGCUGCCGCAUCCCUCGCCCGGAAGGGUAUCGGACUCCUUUGCCGUGGCCGGCCAGCCGCGACCGUGCCUGGUUCGCCAACGUGCCCUCCAAGAGGCUCAGCAUCGCCAAGGCCGAACAGAAUUGGGUCCGGGUGGAGGGGAAUUGGCUGGUGUUCCCUGGCGGUGGGACGUCUUUCUCCCAGGGUGUGAAAUGGUACGUUGACCAGAUGGCCAAGCUCUUCCCGCUCAAGAGCGGGGAGGUCCGGACGGUUCUUGAUAUCGGGUGCGGGGUUGCCAGCUUUGGUGGCCAUCUGCUGGACUAUAACAUUUUAACAAUGUCUGUUGCACCAAGAGACGUGCAUGAAGCUCAAGUACAGUUUGCCCUUGAACGUGGACUGCCUGCCAUGCUCGGAGUCCUAAGUGUUCACAAGCUACCAUAUCCAUCAAGGUCCUUCGAUAUGGUGCACUGUGCAAGAUGUUUGAUCCAGUGGGCUGGUUUUGAUGGGUUGUAUUUGUUGGAGAUUGACCGGGUUCUUCGACCUGGUGGGUACUGGGUUUUGUCAGGGCCACCCAUCCAUUGGAAAAGAUUAUACAAGGGUUGGCAGCGGAAGCCUCAGGAUCUACAAGCAGAGCAGAAUGCUAUAGAAGAUCUUGCUAGACGACUUUGCUGGAAGAAGGUUUCGGAGAAGGACACAAUUGCAGUAUGGAGAAAACCAACUAAUCAUCUUCACUGCUCCAAAAAGUCCAAGAUUUUGAAAUCUCCACCUUUUUGUGAAGGAACUGACCUGGAUUUUGCUUGGUAUAAGAAGAUAGAGUUAUGCAUUACUCCUCUGCCGAAGGUGGAAGUAGCUGAGGAUGUAGCUGGCGGUUCUCUUGAAAAGUGGCCUAGAAGACUGAAUGCUGCACCUCCAAGGAUAACCGCUGGGAGCAUAAAGGGGAUAACAGUCAAGACCUUCUAUCAGGACAAUCAAAUAUGGAACCAAAGAGUUGUGCAUUAUGAGGCAUAUUUGAGCUCUCUCAAAGAGGGUAAAUACAGAAACAUUAUGGACAUGAAUGCUGGUUUGGGAGGUUUUGCUGCUGCAAUGUCCAAAUAUCCAGUUUGGGUCAUGAAUGUCAUUCCUGCAGAUGGAACAAACAAUACUCUUGGUAUCAUCUAUGAGCGUGGACUUAUUGGAACUUAUAUGAACUGGUGUGAAGCUUUCUCUACUUAUCCCCGCACAUAUGAUCUAAUACAUGCUGAUGGGUUGUUGAGCAUGUACAUCAAUAAGUGUGACAUUGUUGAUAUCCUACUUGAAAUGGAUCGUAUUCUUCGCCCAGAGGGGGCUGUCAUAAUUCGAGACCAUGUUGAUGUUGUUGUGAAAACAAAGAGAGUUGCUGAACAGUUAAGAUGGCAAAGCAGGAUUGUUCAUAGCGAAAAGGGGCCCUUCCAUCCUGAGAAGCUUCUCAUUGUUGACAACUCCAUAGCAGCAAGUGCAAAUUAGGCCAACAAAAACAAUCCCUUGAUCCAGCAUUUGUAUGGAUGACAGUACUAUCAUGAUUUAACAGAGAAAGUAUUUGUUUUCUUAUCUCCUUUUUCUGAAGGGAGUAGAACAUAAAGAAUAAGGAGGACAUCAGGAAAAAGGAUGAGUCAGAUUUUUACCCAGACGCUUUAUUCCAAGGUGUCAACUAUGAGAUCCUGAAUAUUCGCCAGUGACACAUCAGCAAAUUCUUUGGGAAUGCCAGAGCUGGAUGAUUUGUUUGUGACCCACAUCAGCUAGCAAGCACCAGCACCUUGUUAUUUACCAUGAUAUAUCUAUGUUGUAUACUAUGGACCCUUUUUCCAGUCAAUUAGAGCUCUUGACUUUUAAAUGAAGAAAGUUAUUUUUCUUCCUGGUUUGAAGAUUAUCAGGUGGGUCUCAUGUCAUGGCUCUCGUUUAUGCUAGGAGUUGGUUUUUGAGAUUUCUUAUUUUUCUGUAGAAGUGAUCGCCCAAGUUCGCAUGAAGUUCCAAGCUAAACCAGUUUGUAUCUUUAGAGAAUCGGUGGAAAAUGUUUUUAAUGAUUAAUUGAUUUCUGGUAACUUUAUGGUUGAGCUACCUAUUAGAUGUCAAUCGGUGGGAAGACAGUCCUCAAGAGGCCCUGUUCCUCUGAAAGUAGCACCAUGUGGCAGUCCCGAGUCUCAAGCUAAUCAGCAAAAGAACCUUGACAAGGGAAGUAGAUUGGUUCUAUUUUGAUCAUAGUAGGUCUCUUAUCAGCUUAUUGUAAUGUCCAAAAACCGUUCAAGGAUAUGUGAUUUUUCAUAUUUUUGAAAUCCAUGGGAGGAGAGAGGACAGCUUCAGAAUCUGUAGAUCACUUAUUCAUACAUUUACAUGUGUCCGAAGUAUUCGAGGAGCUCCAAUCUCUGAGCAUAUAAAGGCAAGUCAUAUAUCCUGUAAUCUCUUGGGACUACCUGAAGAAAGAAGAGAGUUAUCAAGAAGUUCAAAAAAGCCAGAAACCAACUGUUAUUGGCAGCCUUCUGGCAGGUGUGGAAAGGAUGCAACGCCAGAGUUUUCUUGGGUGAAAGUUCUUACAGGUCUGCUUUCCAUGCUGCUCUGCGAGCGUUUGAAGAUUGGGUCAUUUCUAGUUCAAAGAUUGCAUCGUUUAUGUUUGAGCUCUAAUCUUAAUGGUUUUAGUGAACUGCCUCUGUUUUUAGUCAUGAGACUGUACUAACUGCCUCAAAAUGUAACCAAUCUUUUAUAUCUUAACAAAAUGAUGGGGAGGUCUUUUCCCUCCCCUUAUUCUCUGGAAAAA